Messenger RNA from Bombina bombina (fire-bellied toad), 2860 nucleotides. RefSeq names its product zinc finger protein 770 (gene ZNF770). NCBI's taxonomy places the organism in Eukaryota, Metazoa, Chordata, Amphibia, Anura, Bombinatoridae. The coding region runs from base 282 to 2225 and encodes 647 amino acids. The transcript has a single exon. The record is from RefSeq and is a predicted model, not a curated record.
AUCGGGGAUUUCCGGGUGCAGAUUAUGACUCUAGUGUAGUGCCGCAAUUCUCAUAAUAUAUUUAGGGAAGAGAAUUGAUGAAAUGUCUGGAAAAAGCAGUAGAGUAAACAUAGACGCUACUUUAACCAGAAUUUAGGCUGCUUUUGCGGCAAGAAUCAAGCUGGAAACUGAGCGCGUUACAAAAAGAGAGGCCAGGUAUACUACAUUAACUAAACGCAUUAUCAUUGGAGAAAUCUUGACACUACAAGCUUUUCUGUACACCUGCUGCUGUUCUAGAAAAGAUGCUAACAGUCCAGCACAGUAAAGACAUGUUUCGAGGCUCCAGAAAGAGAGCUUAUGGCUGUGACACGUGCUACAAACUGUUUGAAUCACCAUCUAAACUUGCCCGGCAUUACCUUACACAUACUGGCCAAAAGCCAUUCCAGUGUCAGGACUGUAGCAAGGCCUUUCGUCAACAGGUGCACUUGGAAAGACAUAAGAUGACACAUGCACUCCCCUUCCAAUGUAACUUGUGUCACCGAAAUUUUAAAAACGUGGAUACUUUUAUAAAACACCAGCAGCUGCAUAAGGAACCAUCUAGACGUGAAUCAAGGCAAACAAAUAAGGCAGUAUCUGUUCGUCAAAAAAGGUGCAGAUACCUAAUGACAGAAAAUAAACAGCUACAGCCACAGUACAACAUUGUGACUGUUGCUGUUCGCAAACAAAAUCAAAAUCAGAAAUGUACUUGGUGCAAUAAAGAGUUCCCAUCUAGGUCAAAGUUGGAAAGACACUUGCUCAUUCACACUGGACAAAAACCCUUUGUAUGUGCUUCUUGUGGAAGAUCCUUCAGACAGAAGGCUCACCUAAAGAUUCACCAACUGACACACACUCGAGAAAAACCAUUUCAGUGUAGCCUUUGUCUCAAGUCUUUCAAGACUGAAGGAAAGUUGGUCAAGCAUGAGGAGAUCCACACCCAACUGUUGCAAGUUCACAACACCCCACGCAAAAUUAGGAGCUCCCAAAGCUUAUCUCAGGUUGAUAGAGUAUGGUGCCAGGCUGUGAAGCAGGAAUCCAGUGAAGCUGAAUCUGUUUAUGUGAUUCCUUUACAAUGUCCUUCCUGUGAGCAGUAUUUUGAGUCACACGAAAUUUUAGACACACACACCUGUUUUAUUACAGAAGAUGGAGAAAAUGUAGGAUAUUCAAAAAGAGCUAUCAGUGGUGGCACCUUGAGACAGAGGAACAGACAGAAAAUACUGUUGGAACCUUCUAAUGAGAUACAGUCAGUUGGGAGAUUGCUAGAAACAGAACAUUUAUAUGGAACAGAGCAGCUAGAUACAGAAUGCCAUGACCGUAAUUCCUCUUUGGGCAUUAUUAAUAUGCAUUCUCACUGGAAAGGAAAGGUAGGCAGAAUUGGUUCAGAGCAGGCUCAGAUAUUUUUGCCAUGGCACUAUCAGCACCAAGAUUUAGGACUCUGCUUCCAAGGAUCCAUUGAGGAAACAGAUUUUGAGACUACUCCUAGUACUUUCGGUAUUUCAAAUCAGGGGAAGCAUAUAGAUAAAGCUGACCCAUUGCACCAUUUCCUUCAGGGUGCACAAGGGGUUUUGUUUCGGAGGCAUAAUGUAAACAAAUGUGACCAAUGUGAAAAGGUUUUUCCUUCAUUGUCUAAACUGCGGAGACAUUACCUUAUCCACACAGGUCAGAAGCCAUUCAAAUGCACAGAAUGUGGAAAACAAUUCCGCCAGUCUGCUCACUUAAAGAGACAUCAAAUUACUCACAUACAGAAAGGUCCUUUUGUAAGGUCCAGGGGGGCAUUCAGAGAUCUGUCGUCUGUACAAGGACACACAGGUUAUACAUUAUCACAGGAUUCAGAUUGUUUCGAAAAUACACAAGAUUUUGUUCAGUUUCCCCAGGUUGCAGUACCAGAGAUCAUGGUAGAAAUAGAAGAAAGCUUGUGUUCAGACACUUUGGAACCUAAGAAAGUACGCCGUCGGAAGUCCAGAGUGAAAACUAACCGGGGUGCCAAGUCCUGUUCUGAUCAUCUUUUGAGGCCAAAGAAAUCCUGUGUUAUCCAAACAGACUACAAAUGCAGCGUUUGUAACAAGAAAUUCCUAUCCCUUUCUAAACUGGAGCGUCACUAUCUCAUGCAUGCCGGACAAAGACCAUUUGAAUGUAAAGAGUGUGGAAAAAUGUUCCGUCAAGAUCCUCACCUGAAACGUCACCAGCUUACACAUAGGGAGACUGAAUAAAUUUGUACCCACAUAUAUAUUCUAUUCAAGUUAAAAUAAUAUAAUUUUGAAAAUGAAACCAAGUAUACAUGAAAGUCAACCUUAAAGGGACAAUAAACCCAUUUUUUUUUUUCUUUCAUGAUUUAGAAAGAGCAUGCCAUUUUAAACAACUUUCUAAAUUACUUCUAUUAUCUAAUUUGCUUCAUUCUCUUGAUUUUAUUUGCUGAAAAGCAUAUCUAGAUAGGCUCCAUAGCUGCUGAUUGGAGGCAGCACAUAGAUGCCUCGUGUGAUUGGCUCACCAAUGUGCACUGCUCUUUCUUAAACAAAGGAUAUCUCAAGAAUUAAGCAAAUUAGAUAAUAAAAGUAAAUUGGAAUGUUGUUUAAAAUUGUAUUCUCUAUCUGAAUAAUGAAAGAAUACAUUUGGGUUUAAUGUCCCUUUAAACUUUAUUCAGAAACUUUUCAAUGUACAAUUAUCAAAUUUACUAGAAAACGCAAAAGAUUGCAACCGCACUAACGUGAAUAGGGACUGCUAUUUGUACCUACUUUUAUUUUUACAGUGGGUACUUGCUGGAGUGCUUAUGCAAGGAUCAAUGAUUCAGAAAAAAGUAGAGUCAGAAAUGUGAGUUUCUGGCUCCAAGGGCAGAUUGCAUUUAUUA